UCAAUGUGUUGUCUAGAUCGAAAAAGAUCGUCGUAAUCGGUUUGGCAAUUAUAUCACAGCGUUCAGUGGCCAUUACACCGUCAGUUGAGAACAAUUUAAUAAUCCUAUCACACUGUUACCGGAAUUGGCGAUGAAAUUCUGCAGAAGCGCAGGAUUAUGUUGUUAUCAAAUGGAAAGUUGCUGGUUGAAUAAAUUUUAAGAAGGACGUACAAAGCAACUGAAGUGAUGGGCAAAAGGGGGCAUAAGAAAAUGCCAAUCGAAAAGAGACAUUCGAAGCGUGUUCAUCCAAGAGAUGGAUUCUGCUACAUGUAAUCAACAAAAAAUGAACACGCACACGUUGCAUUUCUGACAGUUUUGCGAAUCAACGCGCUAUCGGUUGUUCCCGUCGUUCCGGAUUGAUUGGCCGUGUUGAUUCAGCUCCCAUAAGCACUCAAAAGAUGCAGGAACUAACGGAAAGCAUCCUCCAGUACAUUGAACAGCAUGGUGACGUGGAUACGUUGGAUUUGGUGCCGGUUUUCGGCGAAGAUCACCAGAAGAUUGUCGGGGCUGUGAAAAGUAUUGAAUCAACUGCUGCUGAUGUCAUUAAGACGGAUCAGAUAACCAAUAAAUGUUGGGAGCUGACCGGUGAAGGCAAAGAAAUCUUGACCAAGGGAAGUCAUGAAGCUGUUGUUUUCAAUAGCGUCCCUCCUCAAGGUAUCAGCCAGGCGGAUUUAAUGAAAAGCUCCCCCAAUGCUAAGGUUGGUUUUAGCAAGGCCAUGUCCAAUGGGUGGAUCUUGAUGGACAAAUCCGGUGGAGCUCCGCUGAUCAAGCGAAAGGUGGAAAAGAUUGAGGAUGUUGUGAGAAGCCAUGUGAAAGCGAUCUCAGAAGGCAAGGACAAAGAGGUACCGGACGGUGUUAAGAACGAAUACAAGAAACGGAAAAUUUUGGCCGAGUCCGUUACCAAAAGUUUCCGGCUUAGUAAAGGACCGGAAUUUUCGACAAGUUUGAAAAAGCUCGAGACAGAUUUAACCGUGGAAAUGUUAGCUUCCGGUAUUUGGAAAGAUUUAAAAUUCAAACCUUACAACUUCGAUGCCUUAGGUGCGAAUCCUGAACGCGGCCAGUUGCAUCCCCUGAUGAAAGUUCGUUCAGAGUUUCGGCAGAUUUUUUUGGAAAUGGGUUUCUCUGAAAUGCCAACGAACAAUUUUGUGGAGUCAAGUUUCUGGAACUUUGAUGCGCUUUAUGUGCCACAACAACAUCCGGCUCGUGAUCAACAGGACACUUUUUUCGUAUCCCAUCCCCAGUUGAGUAACAAAUUCCCAACCCAUCUUCUGGGUUCGGUAAAGGAUGCUCACGAGUCCGGAACCGAUGGUUCAGUUGGAUAUCGGUACGACUGGAAGCUGGAAGAAGCUCAAAAAAAUGUUCUCCGAACUCACACUACUGGAGUUAGUGCUAGGAUGCUUUAUAAAAUAUCUAACCAACCGGGUGGAUUCAAGCCGGUUAAAUAUUUCAGCAUAGAUAAAGUCUUCCGAAACGAAACACUCGAUGCCACACAUCUGGCAGAAUUUCAUCAAGUGGAAGGAGUUGUCGCUGAUUAUGGAAUAACUCUUGGGGAUCUGAUCGGCACUUUCAAUGCAUUCUUCAAUAAACUUGGAAUUACCGAGCUGGAGUAUAAGCCAACUUUCAAUCCGUACACCGAACCGUCAAUGGAAAUAUUCUGUUUCCAUCCAGGAUUGCAACGUUGGAUUGAGGUAGGUAACAGUGGAGUCUUCCGACCGGAGAUGCUGCGUCCACUGGGCGUGCCUGAAGGUGUUAAUGUGAUUGCUUGGGGACUUUCGCUGGAACGCCCUACCAUGAUCAAGUACGGCAUCAAUAACAUUCGUGAUUUGAUUGGACCGAAAGUAGAUCUGCGGAUGGUGCAGGAUGGACCAAUCUGUCGAAUGAAUCAUUAGAAAGAUUACUCUGUUCCUUUCAGAGUUUGAUACACAAGCAAAUAUACCUUCUGUCAGAA
Molecule: messenger RNA, 1987 nt
Organism: Uranotaenia lowii
Lineage: Eukaryota; Metazoa; Arthropoda; Insecta; Diptera; Culicidae
Gene: alpha-PheRS
Product: phenylalanine--tRNA ligase alpha subunit
Exons: 2
Coding region: 438-1928 (496 amino acids)
Biological process (GO): phenylalanyl-tRNA aminoacylation
Cellular component (GO): cytoplasm; phenylalanine-tRNA ligase complex; cytosol
Molecular function (GO): tRNA binding; phenylalanine-tRNA ligase activity; ATP binding
Source: RefSeq, a predicted model, not a curated record